Messenger RNA from Elaeis guineensis (African oil palm), 2195 nucleotides. Its product is annotated as transmembrane 9 superfamily member 1. Gene Ontology annotation, cellular component: membrane. Gene Ontology annotation, biological process: protein localization to membrane. The record is from RefSeq and is a predicted model, not a curated record. Lineage: Eukaryota; Viridiplantae; Streptophyta; Magnoliopsida; Arecales; Arecaceae.
GGGGCGAAGCUUCGCCAGACCGCCUCGUCCUCCGAUCGCUGAGAUCCGGCCGCGGCGAUGAUCGCUACCGCCAGAUCCCUCGCUCUCGCCGCCGCCGUCCUCCUCGCCGCUGCAACCGCGGCGUCCGCCUCCGAGUCCGACCACAAGUAUCAAGUUGAUGAUCCUGUAACUCUCUGGGUAAACAAGGUUGGGCCAUAUAAUAAUCCUCAAGAGACAUAUAAUUAUUACAGCCUUCCAUUUUGCCAGCCAUCAGGGAAUCCUGCCCAUAAGUGGGGAGGACUCGGCGAGGUUCUGGGUGGUAAUGAACUCAUUGACAGCCAGAUUGAGAUAAAGUUUCAACGAAAUGUUGACAAGCACUUUAUUUGUCGGCUUGAACUUGAUGCUGCGAAGGUAAAGCAGUUCAAGGAUGCAAUACAGAGCUCGUAUUGGUUUGAAUUCUUCAUGGAUGAUUUGCCUCUGUGGGGCUAUGUUGGGGAGAUUGACAAAAAGAAUGAAAAUAAGCUCUAUCUUUUUACUCACAGCAAUAUUCUUGUACAAUACAAUGGUGAGCGGAUUAUUCAUGUCAAUCUUACCCAAGAGUCUCCUAAACUUGUGGAAGUUGGGAAAACUUUGGACAUGACAUUCUCAGUCAAAUGGAUGCAGACUGAUGUAACAUUUGCACGCCGUUUUGAUGUUUACUUGGACCAUCCUUUCUUUGAGCACCAGAUUCACUGGUUUUCCAUUUUCAAUUCUUUUAUGAUGGUUAUUUUCCUCACCGGCCUUGUAUCAAUGAUUUUGAUGCGAACUCUUAGAAAAGACUAUGCAAAAUAUGCUCAUGAAGAUGAUGAUCUGGAGAGUCUGGAGAGAGAUGUGAAUGAAGAAUCUGGAUGGAAGCUUGUUCAUGGUGAUGUCUUCCGCCCCCCUCGCAAUUUAGUUCUUCUUUCAGCUGUUGUUGGUACUGGUGCUCAGCUGGCAUUGCUUGUUCUCUUGGUAAUUUUGUUGGCCAUCAUUGGAAUGCUGUACAUAGGGCGUGGAGCUAUUGUCACGACGUUCAUAGUUUGCUAUGCUCUUACUUCAUUCAUUUCAGGCUAUGUGAGUGGAGGACUCUACUCCCGGAGUGGAGGUAAAAACUGGAUAAAGUCAAUGAUUCUCACAGCAUCAUUGUUCCCUUUUAUGUGCUUUGGAAUUGGCAUCAUACUCAACACAAUUGCUAUCUUCUACCGGUCACUAGCGGCUAUCCCCUUUGGAACAAUGGUGGUUGUGUUCAUAAUUUGGGCCUUUAUCUCCUUUCCUCUGGCACUUUUAGGUACUGUUGUUGGUAGAAACUGGAGUGGUUCUCCAAACAAUCCAUGCCGUGUGAAGACCAUUCCUCGCCCCAUCCCUGAAAAGAAAUGGUAUCUCACACCCACUGUUGUCUCACUCAUGGGUGGUCUGCUUCCUUUCGGUAGCAUAUUCAUUGAGAUGUACUUUGUCUUCACUUCCUUCUGGAAUUACAAGGUGUACUAUGUCUAUGGUUUCAUGUUACUGGUUUUCCUGAUCCUUAUUAUUGUCACCGUAUGUGUCACAAUAGUGGGCACAUAUUUCUUGCUGAAUGCUGAGAACUAUCAUUGGCAGUGGACUUCGUUCUUCUCAGCUGCUUCCACAGCUGUUUACGUAUAUCUCUACUCUGUGUAUUACUAUCAUGUUAAGACCAAGAUGUCAGGCUUUUUCCAGACCAGCUUCUAUUUUGGCUACACCCUGAUGUUCUGUUUGGGCUUAGGAAUACUAUGUGGUGCCGUGGGGUAUCUUGGCUCCAACAUGUUUGUCAGAAGGAUCUACAGAAACAUCAAAUGUGAUUAGCAAAACCCUGGAUCUGGAGACUUAGGAUUGCAUGCUGGAAGUCAUCGUGGAUGAAGCAGCCUCUUUGGCAAAACGUGGAUUGCUGAUAGAAAUUGAUGAUGCGUUGAAAAUUUCAUGGAAGGGUCCUACGUUUGUUUUCUUUGAAUUUUUCCUCUUGUUAUCCAUCUAAUUUCUGGACAUGUCACGCUCUUCAAUUUUUAUUCUACUGGCUGUUGGUGACAGCCAUCAUAUACUUAUUUUAGUACAGGUGUAGCGUUAUAAUCUUGUAGAAAUUACACUCAAGCGUGAUAGUCUAUACUUUUGUUUUGGGGGAUUUGGUUUCAAGCUGGGCCAUGUCACCCUCAAAAAAUAAAUAUACAUGCACUUAUAAUGCAGCU